ACUUCCUUCUUCUUCGUCGUCGUCGUCAGCGUCAUCAGACUUAUCAGAAUCGCCCAUAAAUUCGACGAUUCAAAAAGCUCUCUGCAACCGUCGGAUCUCUCUCUGUGUCGCUGGUCCCCGGCCUGCAAUUAUCACCCGACACACGCAGCCGCACCGUCAGGCAGGGUGCGGCGAAAAUGUCGGCAGUGGAGGCGUCGCCAAACCUCCGCGACUUCCUCAGUGUCAAGGACGACGACGUCGGAGCUGCCGUCGGCGGGCGGCGCGGCGGGGAUCUAACCGUCCUGACGACGCGCUCCCUCCUCCGCGGGGAGAAGCUGCGGUCGCCGCCGUUGGCCUCGCCCACCGGCUCGCCUCACGCGAGCCGGACUCUGCUGGAUAUCAUCCGCAACGACGAGCUGAACGCAGCUGGCCGCAACAACAUCAGCAGGGACAGGAAGAGCUGGAAGUCUCUCAAGGGCAAGCUCCGGCUACGGCGUGCCGGUGCCGCCUGGCCGUCGACUGUCCCGGUCCCGGAUUCGGACGUCAUCGUCAGUAAUUGGACGUCGCCGUCGCGGAUUCCGAGGAGCGAUUCCAUUCAGUUCGCCGCGCCGAUCACCGAUGAGUCGACUCAGGAAGCAUCUCGCUCGGAGAGCCUGACAGCGGAGAACUCUGUCCCGACAAAUGCGCAGCCUCGCAGGAGCUCGACUCGCUUCGGAUCUCUCGUGCCAAUUUCGACUGAGCCGACUCGGUCAGAUGAGUCGUCGCGUGGCAAUUCGCCUGCGCAGAGUCUCCGGCAGCGAAUCUCAGGCCACAAUUCGGCGAGGUUCACCCCGCUGCGGAGAGACUCAGCACUGCCUUUGACUCGGUCCGAGAGCGCACCAACGAGCGGAGAACGCAAUGCCAGCCAGAUCAGCCCAGCUCUACCAUUCACAGAGGAGCCGGCGCCCGAGCGGACCCGCCGCCUGUCUGCGGCCCUGGCAGAGGAGAGGCAGUUGUCAGCAAGGGAAGCGGCGGCGGCUCAGGUGGCUGCAGAAGCUGAGGCCUCCCGGGCAGAGGCAGCAGCAGCGCAGCCGGCGAGGACGUCGCUGAUGGAUCUAUUGGAGGAGACGGAUGGGCAAGUCGGGUUGCCGGGGACGGGGUAUGCCGAGGGAGACGGCCAGGAGGAGAAGGUGGAGGGCGGGGCCAGCGGCGAGCAGAGUUAUUGCUGCGUGUGCAUGGUGAGGCACAAAGGAGCGGCGUUCAUCCCAUGUGGGCACACGUUUUGCAGGCUGUGUUCAAGAGAGCUCUGGGUGAGCAGGGGCAACUGCCCUCUCUGCAACAACUUCAUCGUGGAGAUCCUUGACAUCUUCUGAUUCUUGAAGCACCUUCAGUGCCACCCUCUCCCCGAGAGAAGAUCCUUUCACAUUUCCACUCACUAGUAAGCCCCAAUGACUUCUCGCCUCUUUUGUUGGUUGAAUUUGUUCUGGGAUGUUUUUAGUAGUGCACCAUUGUUGGGACUCAUGGGCGGGGAGUCAAGACGAUUCAUCUGUAAAAAUGUGUUUUUUAUUUUUAUUUUUUCUGUGUCAUUCAUAUGAAGCUCCGAUUGGAGUGGAGAUCAUUGGCAUUCUUAUGAGCUGAGAAUGAGAUUUAAGACCGCCUUGUUCUA
This is a messenger RNA of Rhodamnia argentea, 1624 nucleotides long. RefSeq lists its product as uncharacterized. The transcript is spliced from 2 exons. NCBI's taxonomy places the organism in Eukaryota, Viridiplantae, Streptophyta, Magnoliopsida, Myrtales, Myrtaceae. The record is from RefSeq and is a predicted model, not a curated record. The coding region runs from base 177 to 1331 and encodes 384 amino acids.